This is a messenger RNA of Polistes dominula (European paper wasp), 1729 nucleotides long. RefSeq names its product lachesin. Lineage: Eukaryota; Metazoa; Arthropoda; Insecta; Hymenoptera; Vespidae. The record is from RefSeq and is a predicted model, not a curated record. Gene Ontology annotation, cellular component: neuron projection.
UUAUACGUCAAUAAACCAACGACGGUGGCUCGCGUGGAAGAUGAUGGGGUUAAGUAGAUAAAAAAAAAGAUAAUAAAAAAAAAAAAAAAUAGAAAAGGGCAAAAAAAAAAUAAAUAAAAAAUAAGAACGAAGAAAGAAGAAGGAGUGUGCAUGAGGAUAGUGUGGGAAAGAAAAACGUGGAAGAAAAGAGGAAGAGAAGAAGAGAAGCAUAUUAUUUCCUAACAAACCCUUCACCUACCCUUACCCACCACCCUCUUCAUUAAAAGACACCAUAAAGACGAAUCAUCAAUAGUUGAUUCUGAUUGGCGCACGAUGCUCUGCUAUCGCGCACUUGUCUUCCUUUUUGCUGUCAACGUGCCAAUCGUGACAGGGCUAGAGCCAGACUUCAGUUUCCCGCUGCAAAACGUAACGAUUCCGCAGGGUCGAGACGCUACCUUCACUUGCGUGGUUAACAACCUAGGUGGAUACCGGGUGAGUCCUUCCUCCUCCACGAGCGGAGAUCACUCUGGCGGCGCCAAGGCCCGGGUAGCGUGGAUCAAGGCGGAUACCAAGGCGAUCUUAGCAAUUCACGAGCACGUCAUCACGAAUAAUGCUCGUCUAUCUGUCACGCACAAUGAUCAAAACACCUGGACGUUGAAUAUACGUGGAGCCAGGAAGGAGGAUGGUGGAGUUUACAUGUGCCAAGUUAACACCAAUCCUAUGAAAAGUCAGAGCGCCUUUCUCGAAGUAGUAAUACCACCGGACAUCAUAUCCGAGGAAACGUCCAACGAUUUAAUGGUUCCGGAAGGUGGUUCAACUAAGCUGGUAUGUAAGGCUAGAGGAUAUCCGAAACCAGAGAUCGUUUGGAAACGAGAGGAUGGUUCCGACAUAAUAACUCGUGGUGGUUCUACUGGCGGAAGAACGAAAACACAAACUGCAGUCGGUGAGGUUCUAGUUUUAUCAAAAAUAACUAGAAGCGAGAUGGGUGCUUAUCUUUGUAUAGCAAGCAACGGAGUACCACCAACGGUUAGCAAACGAAUAAUGUUGCACGUACAUUUUCAUCCGAUGGUUCAAGUACCGAACCAACUUGUUGGAGCUCCAACUGGAACUAACGUCACGCUGGUCUGCCACGUAGAAGCAUCACCAAAAGCCAUUAAUUAUUGGACUCGCGAAUCGGGUGAAAUGAUCAUAAGUAACAUCAAAUAUUCGAUGUCGGAGACAAAGACGUCAUCGUAUAGUGUGCAAAUGAAAUUAGUUAUAAUGAAUUUACAAAAACAAGAUUACGGUGGUUACAGGUGUAUCUCGAAAAAUUCGAUUGGAGACGCCGAGGGUAGCAUCGGACUUUACUAUUUGGAGUUACCAAAACAUUUGAAAAAAAUAGGAGACCAUCGUGGUGAUGAGAACACGAACGAAUCAAUGAAUGAAAGGGAUCACAGGCUUCAUCAUAUUUAUCAGGGUUCACUUAGGGAAACUGGUUCAACCAUGGACCCAUCAGCAGUUGGUACUGAAGAUUCAGCUUCGUCAACUUCAUCCCCACCAGAAAGAUGCUGGGCAAUACUUUUAUGGAUAUUCCUUCAUCUUGCUACUAAUCGAAUAAUACUCGUAUCAUCUAUCUGUGAAGGCAAACUUUUUGACGAUCAUCAAUAAGGUACGUGUUUUAACUCUCUGAAAAACAACUGCAAACAGGUACACAAUUUUCCAUUAAAACGAUUCAAAUUAUUUAACAAUAUAUAAAGCAAUAUAAAAACCU